This is a messenger RNA of Mytilus trossulus (common blue mussel), 943 nucleotides long. Its product is annotated as short-chain collagen C4-like. Lineage: Eukaryota; Metazoa; Mollusca; Bivalvia; Mytilida; Mytilidae. The coding region runs from base 4 to 750 and encodes 248 amino acids. The transcript has 3 exons. The record is from RefSeq and is a predicted model, not a curated record.
ACAAUGAUGUUUAAUUGUAAACAAUUAUGUCAAUGGAUUGUUUUGGCCUGUUUUCUAACAGGGACUGUAUCAGCUGAAAAACGGCUUCUCUUAAACGAUCCAGAUAUUGUUUCAACCUUACAACAAAUGACGUUAGAACUGCAAAAGCUCAGAGCUGAAGUUUCAACAUUAACGCAAAAAACAACACUGUUAGAAAAUUCAAAACUUACCGGGUCUGCAUACACGCGAUGGGGAAGGAAAGACUGUCCGGUUAAUGGAACCGAGUUGGUAUAUACUGGAAUUAUCGGCGGAGGAUAUUACACUCAUAAAGGAGCGCCAGCAGACUAUGUAUGUUUACCACAUGAUCCUGAUUUCAUUCAUGGAGAUAAGAUCCAAUUCCCAUCUGAAGUAUCGACAAUGUACGGUGGGGAAUACCAGGACAACUACUUCGGACAUAGUCUUUACCAAAACGACCCACCAUGCGCAGUGUGUAGGGCAACUGGCAAAACAUCUGUCAUCAUGAUUCCUGGAAAAACAAAGUGUUACGGAGAUUGGCAUCUAGAAUAUUAUGGACGAUUAGCUGCAGGAAGGGACAUCCACGAAGCUACGUCUGAAUACAUAUGUGUGGAUCACCAGGCGCAAUAUAGAGAGGGUGGUGGUGCUAAUCAAGACGGGAAAAUGUUGUAUGCAGUUGUCGCCAAGUGUGGAACGUUACCAUGCCCACCUUACCGUGAAAAUGCGCCGAUAUCAUGUGUUGUUUGUUCCAGAUAAUAUGAGCGCAGAAAUUAUAUACAGUAUAGCACUUCCGGUAUUUUGUUGUCACGUUUUCUGGGUACAUCUUUUUAUAAUGGUGAAUUCGUAUAUCCAACGCAGAUAUUACUGAAUUCAUACGAAGUGUUGAAUGAACCAUUUCCUAUUGACUUCAUUUGCUUUCUCUAAAAUAAAGGAAUUAUUUAAGAAUAAA